GAUGCUCUCUCUGCUUUCCAAUCAAACGAGCCGGCCAGCUCCAAUAUCAAAUCCCAUCGGCCCCGUUGGGAAUAUAGGCCACUUGCGUGCUCCUUCCUUGCUCUCUUCCGCCUCGCCAGUGGCUUAGGAGAGAGGGGCCACCUGAUUGGAUGGCGUCCUCCGCCGACCCUUCCCAGCCUUUGCUCGGCGACCAACAACAAAUAGAACGGCGCCAGCAGCAGCAGCGCUCCGACGAUGUCACUAGGAAGUCCUCAUCCCCAUCGGCUUCUCAUGACUUGUUACGUCGGAUAACCGAAAGCCACUUCAUCGGAAAUCGUAUGCCGAGCUGGUCUUCGAGAGGAGACGGCGGAGAGUACGGCCACCGCUACCACGAUUAUUACAACGAGUACUAUCGUGAGGAACCAUCUAGCUCUAUUCCUCGCCUAAGGGCCAAAGCUCGGUCGGCCCUCUCGUCGAAAUGGGGCCAUUAUGCUGUUUUGUUUCUGGUCGCUGUUGAUGUGGCUUGCAUUUUUGCCGAGUUUCUGAUAGAGCUCCAUACAUGCGAGCUUCGGGAACGACACCAGGUUGUGGAUCGUCGAUGGGAAAUCGCACAGGAAGCUUUGGGGCUAAGUGGGCUGAUUUUUUCGUGUCUCUUCAUGGUGGAAUUGAUUGUUACGGUUUUGAGUUUUGGACUACACUACUUUAAGUCCAAGUUUCAUAUAUUUGAUGCCAUUGUCAUUGUGGUCGCUUUUGUUUUCGAUGUUGCAUUGAGAGGUCUCGUUGAGGAGCUAGGUUCACUUGUUGUCAUUCUGCGUCUCUGGCGAGUCUUCAAGAUCAUCGAAGAGAUGAGCGAGGUCAGUGCUGAGAUGAUGGAGAAGUAUGAGGACGAGAUAGAUAAGUUGAAACAUGAGAAUAUGAAGCUAAAGAGGAAGCUGCGAGGUUAUGGCGACGAGGAUGAUGACAUGGAAGCCAAUGCUGGCGGCGACGAAGAAGAAGACAAUAACGACUGAAUGUGAGCUACCAGUUGCAGGAUAAGUCAUUGCAACAUUAUUCACCUAGGUUCUCAGGGCUUUCUGCAUUUUUUUUAUUGACUUAUUCCUUGAUACCAAUUUGUGUUGCGUUGAUUGUUACACUUGUUUGCAAAGUUGGUGCUGUUAAGUAUCUAUGGUUCUUGCAUUUAUAUUGUUCUGUAUUUUGAGUUUGCCCACAUGCAAGAUUUAAUAUCAUCAAUACAAACCAUCAUGAUUUCCAAGAUA
This is a messenger RNA of Talaromyces proteolyticus, 1235 nucleotides long. RefSeq lists its product as uncharacterized. The record is from RefSeq and is a predicted model, not a curated record. Gene Ontology annotation, molecular function: voltage-gated proton channel activity. Lineage: Eukaryota; Fungi; Ascomycota; Eurotiomycetes; Eurotiales; Trichocomaceae. Gene Ontology annotation, cellular component: plasma membrane. The transcript has a single exon. The coding region runs from base 150 to 989 and encodes 279 amino acids. Gene Ontology annotation, biological process: proton transmembrane transport.